CGCCCCUCUCGCUGGCGGACUCGGCGUGUCCUCCGCCCGCCCUCGCGCCCGCUGCCCCCGCCAUCUAGUUGGUGCGGUCCAUGGCGAGCACAUCAUGGCGAUUGAAGGUGGAGAGAGAACCUGUGGAGUACAUGAACUUAUCUGUAUUAGAAAAGAUGGGGUCUUUCUCUGUGGCCAGGCUGGAGUGCAGUGGCGCCGUCUUGGCUCACUGCAACCUCCGUCUCCUGGAUUCAAUCGAUUCUACUGCUUCAGCCUCCCAAGUAGCUGGGACUACAGUAUCUCCAGAGGCAGUUGGAUUUUUGUCAGCUGUUGGGGUGUUUAUUAUCUUGAUGCUGCUCCUUUUUCUCUAUAUUAAUAAGAAGUUCUGUUUUGAAAAUGUUGGCGGGUUUCCAGAUCUUGGUUCAGAAUACAGUACAAGGAAGAAUUCACAAGAUAAAAUUUAUAAUUCCUACAUGGACAAAGAUGAGCAUGGUUCGUCCUCUGAAAGUGAAGAUGAAGCACUGGGUAAAUAUCAUGAGGCCUUAUCCAGAACACAUAAUUCCAGACUACCACUGGCAGAUUCUAGACAAAAGAACUAUGCUUGGGAAACAAGGCAGAAAUACAGUCCUCUAUCCGCAGAGUAUGAUGGAUACAGUAGUGAAGCAUCAAUAGAUGAAGGAAACUGCAUUCAGAGAAUGAGAAGAACACCCCCGCUGGAUGAAUUGCAGCCACCACCAUAUCAGGAUGACAGUGGUUCUCCCCAUCUGUCAUGUACACCCUCAGAAAUUGGGGACAGUAAAUGUGAAUUUUCCCACUGCAGCAACAGUCCAAGAUGCUCAUAUAACAAGUGCCCAAGUGAAGGAAGCACAGGUCAUGAAAUAGAAAGUUUUCAUAAUAAAGGAUAUGAAGAAGAUGUUCCAAGUGACAGCACUGCAGUCCUGAGCCCUGAAGAUAUGUCAGCUCAAGGAUCAUCAUCACAGCUUCCUAAACCUUUUGAUCCUGAGCCAGAAGCUAAAUAUGGCACACUGGAUGUGACUUUUGACUAUGACUCACAAGAACAGAAGCUUCUGGUAACAGUGACAGCUGUCACAGACAUCCCAACAUAUAACAGGACAGGUGGCAACUCAUGGCAAGUACACCUUGUUCUUCUACCUAUAAAGAAACAGAGAGCAAAAACCAGCAUCCAGAGAGGACCAUGCCCUGUCUUCACAGAAACAUUUAAAUUUAAUCAUGUUGAAUCUGAGAUGAUUGGAAAUUAUGCAGUUCGGUUUAGACUGUAUGGUGUACAUCGCAUGAAAAAAGAAAAGAUUGUGGGGGAAAAGAUUUUUUAUUUAACAAAAUUGAAUCUUCAAGGGAAAAUGUCAUUGCCUGUGAUAUUGGAACCUUCUUACAAUCAUUCUGGCUGUGACUCCCAAAUGAGUGUAUCAGAAAUGUCGUGUAGUGAAAGUACAUCCUCAUGUCAGUCUCUUGAACACGGCUCAGUUCCAGAAAUUCUUAUUGGCCUGCUUUAUAAUGCCACAACUGGAAGACUAUCAGCAGAAGUGAUAAAAGGCAGCCACUUCAAAAAUUUGGCAGCAAAUAGACCACCCAAUACAUAUGUUAAGUUAACUCUACUGAAUUCCAUGGGUCAAGAGAUGUCCAAAUGCAAGACAUCCAUUCGCAGAGGGCAGCCAAAUCCAGUAUACAAGGAAACUUUUGUUUUUCAAGUGGCCCUAUUUCAGCUUUCUGAUGUGACACUCAUACUGUCUGUGUAUAACAAACGCAGCAUGAAAAGAAAAGAGAUGAUAGGCUGGAUUUCUUUAGGUCUAAACAGCUCUGGAGAAGAAGAACUGAAUCACUGGACUGAAAUGAAAGAGUCAAAAGGACAGCAAGUAUGUAGAUGGCAUGCGUUGCUAGAGUCAUGAUGGAUAGAAUAAGCAAACAGUUAUCAUCCAAGGCAGCAUAUUUCCAAUUCCAACAUUAUUGUUUCUACCAAGUCACCAUUAGAAGAACUGUUCUUUGAAGAAUCAUAUUCAACCUUCUAUCAAAAUGCUUUAAGUUUUAUGGAAAGAACAUCUCAUACUGACAUAAAUGAAGAAAAUAUGUGUAUCUAGUAGAGCUUGUUUGGGAAACUGAGAAACAUACAUUAUCAUUGCUAAACUAACAGCCCUCCAGAAAUUUAAUAAGAUGUUUUUGAUUUGAAGUUAAUUUUAAUUUAGCAAAAGAGCCAGUCAUUUUAUGAAAAAUCAAAAUUAUAAGUGAUUUUAAAAACCAGAAUUUUAGUUGCAAUGCAAUUUUAACAUCACCCUACAUAUUAUUUAUAAAACAUAGUUUGACUGGCCAGUCCCUGGUGUUUGUAAUGUUCUUUAAUAUGAAAAAGUAGUUCUCCAACUCUAUCAUAAGUCAUAUCUAAUGGUGAAGGGUUUCAGUCACACUGAAAAUUGUUUUAUUUCAGACAUGUUCCCUUUGUGCACUUAGUUUCAUUGUGCCUCACUUCCUCUCAAUAGCACUAAAUCUAAGUGCAAACAAGUAUUCAUUUUCAUACAGGAAUUUUUUUAAUAUGUUAUUUUUUUAAAAGCUCAUUUUUCAUUUGCCUCCGCUUUUGCCUGAUCCAAAGAGACCAAGUCACUGUACUGGUCCCUUGCAAGUCUUCUAGACAGGUUGUACUGUAGAACUACGUAACUUUCUGUUGAAAGCACUUCCUGUAUUCUUGUAUUCCAAUGUAGGAAGCUAAUAGAGCAGGACUUUACUUUAAAAUUUCUUUCAGUGAUUGACUCUUCAGAAUUGCAGUAGUGUGAAAAUACAUUUUUUACAAACUGAAAAUACAGUAGAUAAGCUGUUGAAAAUGGAAAACAAUUCAAUUUUAAUUUUCUGCUCUGAGUAUUUAGUAACCAACACUGCGUAAAGCAGGUAGCAUCCAAAAUAAGAAACUGUUCUCUCUCUAAAUCUUCACUCUUACUUCAAUUUAUAUUUGUGAUAUAAAGACUAUCCAGUUCUCAGUUUGAAUUGGAACAACAUGUUAAAAACAGUUAUGAGAUUCCUUAUGAAGUUUCUAGUAACUUGUGACUAGACUUUAUGAAAUUUACAGAUAAAGUUCUUCAACGUGAUGUCAUCUUGUGCCUUUCAUGUAAGUUAAAUUUGCUCAUACAGCUUGAAAGUUGUAUUUGCAAAAUUAAGCCUUCAAUUUUUAUAAAUGUAAAGAUUCCUCAGAACAGUGUCGCAACAUCUUUAUUUCCUCUGAAGUAUGUAAAAGUUGUAUAAUGUGCUAAUUGUUUUAAUGUCAAGGCACUUUCAUUUGUUUUUAUAUUUAGGAACUCUAAUCAGGAAUAUUAGAAGCUGUUUUCUUUUUAAUUUUACUUCUUACCUAAUAUAUCAUUUUAUGCAUAUACUUUAUUGGAGUAUGUUUUAUAUAUAUUAAAAAUAGUUUCUUUUUUCUCCUUUUCAUUUCUAGUUAAAAUAGACAAAAACCUACUAUUUACCAGUUCCUAAAAAGCAGUAUAUCAUUGCUUCUAGUCCCAACUAAGUACUAUAUAUUAUUGUAAACUAGAACUUGUUGUUACCAUAAUAACAAAACAAUGCAUAGAUAUUACUUCAGCUUGGCUGUACUGAAAGGCCUUAAAAGAAAUCCAAAAAGACCGUGAACUUCUGUAAUUUUUAGUUUAAAAAAUGGCAGCUCUAUGCAUUCAUGCACAUGAAUUAUAAGAAAAAAUACAAAUGCUAUAUUGGAUGACAUGAGGUUUGAGAAUGUUUGUUACAGGGCUGCAUUAAAGGGAAAAAUCCAUCUUUUAUUGUUAUAUCAAUGAGCUUUUUCCAGGAUUUUUUAAAUAAAUGAGUAAGAGUUGGAACCUGAAUCAAAUGGCAAAAUAUCUCAUUUAAGUGUUUUCAGCAACAGUAUGAAAAAAGACUUGAAGAGGGGAUGUAGAUUUCACUGAGAAAUUGGACUUAGGCAUUUGAAGCUACAGUGAUCUUUUUUGACUUUGAAACAACUGACUACAUUGCUAACAACUGUUAUCUUCCUAAUAAAAAGAUUUAUCAGUCUUAUUUGUAACUGUAACAGAGCUUAGUGAAACACAUUAGUAAGACCAGCUUGGUGCUUUCACUCUUAGAAAAAGACCUAACUAAUUGUUAUUUGUUAAAUCUACCUGUUUUCAGACUAUUCCCAGAUGUGUGUGUGAUUUGAUACAUCCCUAGGGAUUUAUCUGGUAUAAGUAUCAAAUCCUUCAUGGCCUAAAAAUUAAUAAACAGUUUUUUAAUAUUUCUGGAAAGACCCUACCUCCACCCCAGCUGCCAAGUCCUCAAAGAUUAUAAAUUAUCUAUAUGACUGUGUGUAUCUGUAUACACACGUGCACUUACAUACAACAUAAAUAUGUGUAUGUAUAUUCAUUUGUAAAGGCAAAGGUGCCCUGGCUUUUUCAGAUAACUGAACAGAGAAACAUUUCAUAAGUUUAGGAUUAUUUUUCUCCUCUGUGUAUUUACUAGAUAUUGUAUUUGGUUUGGGUGCUUUCUGCUGCUGUUCUCCUUUACACACAGCAAAAUAUACAUUUGUUUCUGUAGAUUGACACAACUAUAGUAAUUACUCCCAAAAAGUUGUCUAUUCUUCUAGAAAAGGAUUAAAUAAGGCUCAGGGGACCCACUUCACUCUACUGAAUCUAAUGUACGAGACAGUACGACUGCUUUUUUGUGUGCUUAAAUUUGCAUGAAAGCUUAAUAGCAAAAUCUUCUAUCUCAGUAAUUAUAGCAAAUAGGGACCCACUGGAAGGGAGCAGGUGUUGGCUCAGAAACCUGAAAAAGACAACCCGCUUUCAUAUUCUUUUAAAAUCCCCUAAGUUUUCUAAUAAAAUGGUAUAGUCCAAAUAUGACAAUUGACCAGCAUUUAUGGGAGCCUCUAAACCUGGAGUUAUGGGGUUUGUCUCCCAAAUGAGCUGCAAAAGAUAGUUAUUGCUGCCCAGUAAACAAAAUGUAUGUCAAAUCAGUAAAGACUUUAUUUAAUAUAAUAUUGCCUUAUCUGUCAGAAGCUUUCUUCUGUAUUCUUGUGUCUUCAGAACAAUCCACAUUUUGUUUGAAAUCCAUUUGCAUAUUAUCUUAUUAGUGAAUUCUCAAUAAUGUUUUAUUUGCUGACAAGAGUAAUAAAUUGGACCACAAUUAAAAGAAAGAAAACCCAAUGAGAAAAUAUCUAAACUACCUGAUUAAUAUACACAUGUUUAAAUGUAGGGCCUGGUAAGGCAGUUUCAUCCAACCUAGUGAAGAUGCCCAGGGCUGUUUGUUAAAUGAUUUGCUUGAUACCAUCAUCAUUUUCAUUUCACUUAUCAAGUGAAUCAGAAGCAUAAUCAAUAAUUGCAAAUUAAGAUAGUACCAAUAGGGGAAAGGGGUAAAAGAAUUGAGAGUGUUUGUCAAUAUGAAGAUGAGUGGGGAUACUGAAUGAUAUCAUAGUCUUCCCAAUGGAAGAAAAAGUAGGCUAUGGGAGAUGUAAAUUUUUGAUGGAGUAAGAACAGUAGUCACCAACAAAUGUUUUUCAAGAUCCCUAUCCAGAUAUGAAUAGAAAGGACACAAAUUCAUUUGCAUAAAAUUGCCAUUUGCCUACAUAGACUAGACAAUUCAUAGAGAUUUUUCACAGUGACAGUUAUUAUAUUACGUAUAUAGUUAUUUUAGUUAUCAGUAAUUUCACCUUGAUAGUUUUUAUUUCUAAUUUUUUUUCCAUUCACUGUCCCCAGUUCAUCUGUGGCCUACAUUCAAGGUAGUUGUCGCUAUUAUUAUUACUAACCAAACAAUAUUGAAUACAAGUUUAAGCAUGCUGCAAAGCAUUUUCUAACGUUAAUUUUAAAACAUCGUCUCUGCCCUCCAAAGUGAUGGUAACAGCUAUAAUUUUCUAAGAUCUAGCACAAUAAUUUAUUAUUUGCUUGAUUCUCCAAACAAUACUAUGAGGUAAGUAAUGUUAUCAACAUUUUAUUGAUAAAGACACUGCACCAUGAAGAGGUUAAGCAGACUUUCCCAAGGUCAUUCAGUAAGUAAGUAAAGAACUGGGAUUGGAACCCAGAUGUAAAUUACUCUAAGACCCAUGCUAUGCAUGUUGCAUCUGCCUCCCUGUUUAAAAAAAAAAAAAAAAAAACUACUUAGGACAUUGUAUUUAUCAAUAAUCCCACUCACCUUGAUUGAAUGGCAGAACUAAGGGGGAAAAAACAGCUGGGGAAAGAGAAAAGACAAAGAAGAAAAGAUCAGACUUUUUUUCUUCUCAGGACACAAACGGUGGUACUUUUGUGGCAUUUUGUAGAUGACUUUGAUUUGCAGAGAUUUGGAAUUGAUUUAUCCUGCCAGUUUAGCCUGUCUUCUGAAAGCUUAUUAAUCAGUUCUGCUCCUUGACCACUUUUGGGAAUCCAAGGUGUUUGAAUUGUUAUAUGACCCCCUUACUACUCUAUGAAGGGCAUAACCUGUGUCUAGCCCAUAUCUCACUCAUAUCAGUGGUGAGACAAAAGAUUUGUCUUCCUCUGCCCUCUCAUUGCAAUUUAUUUAUGUUUAUUUUAUUCUCAAUUUUAUUAAGAUUUGUCAGGAAUUAUAGCUAGUUUUUUAUUACAUAUGUCUCUCUUUCCCCCUAGGUAAGUAGUCAAUGCCUUGUUAGUAUCUUUCUGUACCCCUUUGCUCAUAGUAGGCAGACAAUAAAUAUUGAAAUAAAUUCCCUGUGGAAGAAACCAGUCACACUAUUACUUGAGUCUUAGUUUUUAUGAAUCUUGUGUUAUGCAUGGAUUUAUUUAUCCCUUCAGUUAAUAUAUAUUUAAGAGUACUAGAUAUGUGCCAUGUGUUGUUGUUCCAAGUGCUACAGAUGCAGAGAUAGUAAAUUGGUCAAAGUCUUUGCCCUCGUGGGGCCUACAUUCUAAGGUAGGAAGAUGGCCACAGAAUGGAUAAUUUCAGUCUAGUAUAAUGAAGCAUUAAGAUAGAGGCAUGCGUAGAGUACCAUGGGAUUUAGUAGAAGAGUGCAACAUGGAAUUCAAAAAAAUCUUCCUGGAGAAGAUAAUCCCUGAGUUGGGUCUUAAAGAACAAAUACAUGUUAGACUCCCAUCAAACUUGAGGAUACAUGUUCUUUCCAAGAACAAAAUGUAAAAUAAUGAUUUCUAAACUAUAGUAUCCUUAAGAAUUAUUUUGAAAAUUUAACUUGGGCAAGGCGUGGUGGCUUACGCCUGUAAUCCCAACACUUUGGGAGGCUGAGAUAAGUGGAUUACUUGAGCUCAGGAGUUUAAGACCAGCCUGGGCAACAUAGCGAAACCCCAUCUCUACCAAAAAUUUAAAAAUUAGCUGAGUGUGGUGGUGCAUGCCUGUGGUCCCAGCUACUCAGGAGGCUUAGGUGGGAAAAUCGCUGGAGCCUGGCAAGUCAAGGCUGGAGUGAGCCAAGAUAGUGCCACUGCACUUCAGCCUGGGUGACAGAGCAAGACCUUGUAGAAAGGAAGGAAGAAAGGAGGGAGAGAGGGAGGAAGGGAGGAGGAGAAGGGAAGGAAGGAGGAGAAGGGAAAGUAUGAAGGAGAAGGGAAAGCAGGGAGGAAAAUUUAACUUGUAUUCCAAACCUCCACCUCCAGAGAUUCUACUUCAUUUGGCCUGGAAGGGAGCCCAAUAAUCUACAUUUUAUUAAGCUCUCCAGGAAAUUCUGUCUGAGAUCUAUUGAUAUAGAAUAUUAAGUGUAUUACAUAGCAUUAUUCAUGAAAUGUUUCAGUGCCUGUAGAUCAGACUUUUAAGUGUGAUAGUGAUAGUAAGAAGCAGAUUAAGACUUGGAUUGAUGUUAUUCAUCUUUUUCUUGUGCUUCCUUACAAAGGAAAAUAUUUAAUGAAAAAAAUUAAUAUUUAAUAAUGAGUUUCUGUACAUUCACAUUCAACAUACAUUUUUCAAAGUGUUUCUUGGUAUAAUAAAUAUGUUGAUUUUAUGGCUUCCAAAAAUUCCUUUCCAUUAUUGUUCAAAUAUUUCCUUCUAAGUUAUCUUUACAAUGAUGGAUAUAAAGCAAAGAAUGGGGAGGUAUUUAGUAAUUUCUCUAUCAGUAUUGUAAAUGAAAUAAGACUGACCUUUGAGUAAAUGUAUAGUAGCAGCCAUAGGUGCUGGCAUUUUUGCAUUCUUGUAUACAGUAAGAUUUCUUGCUUCCCUUUAUCAUCAUCUAAAUGACUUCAUUGUCAUCACACUCAUCAGAUGAACUGCAGUACUGGAUUCUUCUCUAAAAGCUGUGUUUCUGUGACGGCUGCUCUAAACUCUAGUUCCUUGAUUGUUUUGUUCUUAGGAUCCUUUGUUUCGAAUAGCAAGUUAAUACAGCAGCCUCAGGACCUUCUCUUUCUCUCAAAAUGAAUGCUGUGGAUAAGGUACAUCUGUGUUUCCAUUUCCCCUCAUUUCAAAUGUAGCCAUAUUUUCUUCUCUGAUGUAAUAUUUUGUGUGAAUACAUUUUACAUUUUGAAGUUUUAUUUUCCCCCGCAAAGAUCUGUGGUUAUCCCACUGAAAAAUGAGCUUAUUUGAAUAUGGGAAAUAAUGUUGUCAUUGAAUUAGGCUGUUUUUGUGACUGCAGAUGUAUCACUGUGUUUGAUUUGGUGGUAGCUUGAGGUCUAGUUAAUAUAAUCUUGAGGUAAUCAGCUUGAUAGACUGGAAUUACUAGUUUAUUAUCAAAAAAUGAAUGUAAAAAUAUUGCUCUUUUCUCUCCCUGUUUAGACUAGUAUGUGCCUUUUUUAAAAUAUUCCCUUUCUUCUUCCCUGCCUUUUUUCCCACUCUUAUUCAUGUACACUCAAACUAGAUACCAGAGUUAGUUCAUCAAAGCUGAAUAAUACCUAUCAAAAAGUGGUACCCUGACUUUUUUCUCUUAAUCACCUGUACUGGACUGUAGGGAGGACCAGAUAGGCUUUCUUGGGGACUACAGAAAGAGCAAAGCGUAAUACUCUUUAAUCAUAGCGUGUUUGUUGUUGCUGUUUCAGUGGUGGUUGUGAGGUUGUUGUAUACUUACCUUGAAUAGUGUGAAGUACCCUAAAAUUAUGUUGUGUGGGCUGGGAGCAGGAAGGAAACUGAUUCUUCGUCUAACAAAAGUUUGGCAUAACUUUAUUGUAAAAUUUCAACUGCUUAUGACAUGAAAAUUUCUAAUUAAUUAUAAGAACAAAGUCACUGCGGUGGCGAUAGUUGUGCAAGAUGUUUGACAUUAUUUCUAUGUCAGUUUGAUAGUCUGUGUUAUAAACUGUCUUAUUAGGACCCUUCUUCCCCCUCUUCUUUAUUAUUCUGAUUAUCAGUAAAUCCAGUUUGUACUGUUAGACUUUUGAGUUUGUCUUUUAAAUAUCCAAGACUAUUACUAUUUUAAAAAGAAAAACCAUAGCAUCUUUAUGUUUAAAAAUAUAUAUGAUGAUGUGUUUAAAAUGAAUUAAUAGAUAAAAUAUAACACUCCAUUAUAUACUGAAAAAAUAAUUUUUCAAACUUUGUUUAUAUAUUCCGUUAUUGCUAGCAGUUCAUAUUAAAUAUGACUAUUUUGUUUAAUAAGAAAAUAGGAAUUUUUCCUUAUCUCUGAGACUUACUGCUUCUCUUUGCCAUUCAUAUCUGGUUGAAGGUGGGUGGUUGUGAACUUCUUAACGUCACUUCAUUUGUCAGUUUCUGGAUGUGCCAACCUCCUCCUGACGGUUUAAUUUUCGGUAAUAAUCAAACCAUUUAUUCCCUCGGGUUGGUCAUCAUAGUGAUUCCUGUUCUUAACCCCCAUUAGUGUGAAUGGAAGUAAUCCAUAAGCACCAAUAGGCGAAAAGGCCCAUAAAGGAUCAGUAUCCCAGAACCCUGAAAUAGGAUGGCCGCUUCAGUACCCAAAUGUCAUUGCAAUUCUAAUGGAGUAGAAGCCAGCUUCUUGAAGUGAGGAUUUGAGAUCAUUAUAUCAUAUUCUCUCCUUUUGGUCUCCUCCCUUCUCCCUCUAGCUUGCACAUUCUUUUUAUUUUAAAUUUUACAGGAAGACUUCUUUUAAAAACCUGGUUUUUAAAAUUUCACAUGUUGCUUUAACCAGGCGAUUUCCCAAACCAGAAAACUGAAGUACAUACCAUGGAGUCAUAAGAAGUUUGGGGGCUUUUGUUUUUUGUUUUUGUUUUUGUUUUUUUUUUGGUUUUUUGUGGCUUUUUUUUUUUGUAGUGUGGGGAGUGGGGAGAAGGAAAAGGGAGGAAUCGUGCUUGUUUUGGUUUUGGGAAGUCUUUUUGGAUAAAUAUUGAGAAUAUUUAUAGUAUUCUGUAAUUAUGUGACAUUUGUUGUGUGAGGGGAGACCAGAGUAGCUGUUGCACAUAAAUUGACUCUCUUAAUAUUUAAACAUAUUUAAACAGUUGUUUGAAGCAGAGCUAGAAAUUAAUGGUGAUACUUCUAACAGCAUUUUGAUGUUAUAAAUAUUACUUUAAGUUUAUCAAGAGAAAAAUUCCAGUAGUAGCUUGCAUUAUAAAAUUAACUGAUUUAUUAUGUUUCUGUAUAAUUUUAUUGAGAUUGCUUUUGUUUUUGUGGUGAAUAUAAUAUAGUGGCAACAAUUUUGAGGAAUCUUUAAAGCUGUUUGGAAGAGAUGGCCAAACUUUGGCUAGAUUUUUACUAGAAUUUUGAAAUAAGAAAGUGUAUAAAUAUGUUUUCAGUUAAAUUAGGCUUGAGGAAGAACAGUUAUUAUAUGAGUUUUAAGGGUCUUGAUAAAUGUUGGGACCUAUUCUAAAACUCAUGAGGUUCCUCACUGAUCAAUACUCUUGCAUUGUAUUUCAUUUCUCAAAAUAAUGAAAUUAUUAUGGAAAAGCUCAAUUAGUGAAAUCUUUUAUUCAAUAUUCCCUUACUCUUCUUUCUUCCUUCCUUCUUUCUUUCCUUGCCUGUCUCCCUCCUUCCUUCCUAGUUCUUUCAUUUUUUGAGGCAAGAAGCUUCCUUAAUAAUAUAGUUUCUACAGAGCUUUCUUACUUAUUUUUCUAAUAAUGGAUAUAACAGUGUGAUAAAGUUUAAAUGCUCCGUGAGCAAAACUCUUAUCAAACAACUGAAGAAAUGCACUGCUAUUAACCUUUUCCUUGGUCUUGAAUUGUCUCCAGCAUAUUUGCUAGUGACUCUAAACCAUUAAUGGAUCUUAUUAAUAUAAACAAGUGUCUGUGUGGUUAUCGACAGUGUUGUAUUAUUGUCACAUUUAUUUACAUUUUUGGUGAAAAAUAUAAACAGAUGCGUGUGUGAAGCAGUCUGUUUUAUAGAGUGAGCAUAUAUGUAAUCAUUUUCAUGUAAUUGGAAAUGUGCUGUGUGUUGCAUUUUAUUCUCAUGUCAACUUUUCUACUAUGUAUACACCGAUUGUCUCGGUGCCUUUUUCCUUUUGUAUAAUUGUAUUACAUACAGAAAUUGCUGACCUCUGUGAAAACAGUGUAAAAAAAUGUUAAAAUUAUUAUUCCAAUGAGAUUUUAAUGGCAGUUUAAUUUUCCAGAGAAUAAAUUUUGUGUGGGUUAAAAGUUAUUUUUCUUCACCUUUAUGUAAGAAAUCUGUUCACAUUUUAGUACUCACAUGGAAUGGGUAAACAUCUGACUUCAUUGAUGAUGAUACAUAAACAUCAGUCCUAAUUCUUGUCAUUGACAAAUGUUAAUAUGACUGUUACACAAAAUAAAAUAAUGUCAAUUACAUAAGGAAAUAUCGAAUGGAUAUAUGUACAUGUUGUUUAGAUCUUGGGUUUGAAAGGAAUCUCAUCUAAAUGCACUAUAAAAUACUGUUCUCAAAAGGUUUGGGUCAUAUUAUUUUCUUUAAUUGUAAGUCAAAUCUGGCUUCCAAAGAAAAUAGACUUACAAAUUCAAACAUUUAAAAAUAUUCUCCUUUAAAGUUCAUAUAAAUCACAAAUAAACUAAAUAGCUUUAAAAUGGUCUCACUAUCUUCAGCUGGAAUAUAAACUGUUAUCUAGUUUGUUCUUUCACUUAAUGUGAAUUUGUUCUCAUUCUUAUCAGUAUUGCUAUCCUGUUUAACAAAAUAGUUUUCUCUUUGCCAAUAGUAGUUUGUUGAUUUUUCAUUCUUUUUCAUUAGAUAGUUGUAUUGUUUCCCAAAGACCUUGAGUUUAGAUAUUUUUCAUAUUUCAUUACCUUGUCCAUUUUACUUCCAGCAACAAAGAUUUAUAACAACAGACUUAACAAGUACUAUUUUGCAUAUGAAAAAGAAUUUAAACGUUUGGUGCUCUAAAACUGAAAGAAAUUAAAGUUGCUGCAUCAUCUAAUCUCUGAUUGUCUCUGAAUCCUCAGUUCCAUAAAUUAUCCAGAGCCUUUUUUAACGUUUUUAAAGAGGGG
Messenger RNA from Rhinopithecus roxellana (golden snub-nosed monkey), 12191 nucleotides. RefSeq names its product synaptotagmin 14 (gene SYT14). NCBI's taxonomy places the organism in Eukaryota, Metazoa, Chordata, Mammalia, Primates, Cercopithecidae. The coding region runs from base 81 to 1883 and encodes 600 amino acids. The record is from RefSeq and is a predicted model, not a curated record. The transcript is spliced from 9 exons.